ACGCAUAGUAUGAACCAAAAUAAAAGAAGCAAACUCGGUCCCCUUGGUCUCCCCUCUUCAAAACACCCUCGAAUUCCUCUUCUCCUCGAAGAAAACCAGAGAGUUAGUGGAAGUGAUGGCGUGUGGGAGCCACGAGUGUCAUGUUAGCGAUCCAUUUUCCUCAACUCCACCACAAGCAUCACCCUCUGCUUCUCCAUCUCCUCAAAGGAACCCUAAAGAACAUGAUCAAUGCUUUGUGUGCAAAAGGCUUGGCCACUGGUCCAGAGAUUGCCCCAACAAAACCCCCCCAAAAUCACUGGCCUUAAGCCCUGGAUCAUCCUCCUCGCCUUCAGUGCAGGUUCCUGAUCUUCCAGUGGUUCGAUGCCCUUGUGGUCGGGGCACUUGUAAAGUUUCAACUUCGUACACCGUUAAAAAUCCUGGCAGAAAGUUCUAUGCUUGCCCUGUUGAUCAUAGAACAUCGGGUAGUUGCGGAUUCUUUAAAUGGAGUGACGACAUUGUUUCUAGAUUUAAACCUCCUACGUGUCCAUGUGGUGCCGGGUCAUGCAGUUUAAAUAUCGUGUCAAGUGGUCCAGAUAUAGACCGAUGGUAUUUUACUUGCCGGAUUAAGAAGAACCAUGGAGCUUGUAAAUUUUUCCAGUGGGCAGAUUCUGAAGGGAAUAUCAUGCCAAAUAAGCAUGGAGAUGAAAGCAAGGGAUACCCUGCCCGUCGGUCCUUGUUUACUGUAAACAAUGAACCGUGCACGGAAGACAAUAGGAGUUCUGAUAUUGAGCUGGAGUCAACAAUGGCGGAGAGUGUUGAUAAUUAUCCUAUUUCAUCCAUGGAUUCAGCUAUCAGAAAAGAUGAGGUCCUUGUUAGGGACCUGGUCAAGCAGGACUCCGAGUCUUGCGAUAUUGUGGCUGGGACAGCACUUGAAGUCCCCCCACCAAUACCCAAGCCUGAGAUUCCUUGCCAAGAACCAGAGUUCUCUUUGCAAAUUUCUGCUGCAAGGCACACAAAAAUUGAAGGUGUCUAUUUUUUGGGCACUUCUCCUUUUGAUCCUGUUAUAGAAGAUGUGGGUGAUAUUGAAGGCCUGGCUCUCUUAGCAGGCAGUUCAUCAAAUGAUGAUGAAAGGGAUAUACAGCAAGGUCCAUUUCUACAAUCUCCUAGAGAGGAUGCUGAGCAUCCAAAUGGUAUUUUUCAGGAGCCUUCAGGGACGAAAACUGUGGUGGAGAACAGUGAUACAUCAAAGGUAGCCUUGAAAACGUUUGGGCAAGGUUUGCUCGCCAUUCUGCAGUCUAUGGAUCAGACUCAGCAUGAAACAAUGUUGAAGGUGGCAGAAAACACUUUUGAUGCUAUUGGCCAUCUCUCAAUUGACUAUGCAUCUUUUUCCAAGGCUGUGAGGGAAUACAUUGAAUUCAAAUCAAAACUGGCUGGAAUUGAGGAGUCCAUGGGCGAAGAAUUUUCUCGAGAAGAAUUCCUUGGCCAUUACAAUGAUAAGAAAACCCAGUUUGACAACAUCUCUCAGCGCCAUGUGGAGGCAGUAUCUGCUUAUGAAGCUUCCGAAAACCACCUCCAAUCACUUCGCGUAGAAGUUUCACGUGUCAAAAACAUGCUUCUUGAACUGGAGAAACAAUUAUCUUUCUGUGAGGCUGAGACUUUGAGGUGCAAGUCUUGUGUUACUGAAAUUUCUAACCUUAAGUCAGAAUCGGAGAGAAGCUUGGAUGCUGCAUGUGAGAAAAUGGAAGAAGCUUUGAAACUUGAAGACGAGAGGGAUUCAUUGGUAUAUGCAGCAAAUGCAGCAUUAGAGAAUGCAAGGGUUCAGCUUCUUCAAGAUAAUGGGGGUUCAGGCGACAUGGUUUAUGGCAACCUGGUGAUUUUUGGGCUGCUUUUCUCGCUUUCUCAGCUCAUACACAAACUUAAAGCUCUCUACUGUCACUUCCCUUCUCUCAUGUCUGAUCACAAAAGAAAGUUCCCUCCAGUCAGUGUCAACCAAAAUAAAAGAAGCAAACACGGUCCCCUUCGUCUCCCCUCCUUCCUCUUCUCCUCGAAGAAAACCAGAGAGUCGGUGGAAGUGACGGCGUGUGCGAGCCACGAGGGUCAUCAUAUCGAUCCAUUUUCCUCAACUCCACCACAAGCAUCAUCCUCUGCUUCCCCAUCUCCUCAAAGGAACCCUAAAGAACAUGAUCACUGCUUUAUGUGCAAAUGGCUUGGCCACUGGUCCACAGAUUGCCCCAACAAAACCCCCCCAAAAUCACUGGCCUUAAGCCCUGGAUCACCCUCCUCGCCUUCAGUGCAGGUUCCAGAUCUUCCGGUGGUUCGAUGCCCUUGUGGUCGGGGCACUUGUAAAGUUUCAACUUCGAACACCGUUAAAAAUCCUGGCAGAAAGUUCUAUGCUUGCCCUGUUGAUCAUAGGACAUCGGGUAGUUGCGGAUUCUUCAAAUGGAGGGACGACAUUGCUGCUAGAUUUAAACCCCCUAUGUGUCCAUGUGGUGCCGGGUCAUGCAGUUUAAAUAUCGUAUCAAGUGGUCCAGACAGAGGCCGAUGGUAUUUUGCUUGCCGGAUUAAGAACCAUGGAGCUUGUAAAUUUUUCCAGUGGGCAGAUUCUGAAGGGAAUAACAUGCCGAAUAAGCAUGGAGAUGAAAGCAAGGGAUACCCUGCCCGUCGGUCCUUGUUUACUGGACAUCAGGUCCGUAUUGUAAACAAUGAACUGUGCACGGAAGACAAUCAGAGUUCUGAUAUUGAGUUGGAGUCAACAAUGGUGGAGAGUGUUGAAAAUUAUCCUAAUUCAUCCAUGGAUUCAGCUAUCAGAAAAGAUGAGGUCCUUGUUAGGGACCUGGUCAUGCAGGACUCCGAGUCUUGUGAUAUUGUGGCUGGGACAGCACUUGAAGGCCCCCCACGAAUACCCAGGCCUGAGAUUCCUUGCCAAGAACCAGAGUUCUCUUUGCAAAUCUCUGCUGCAAGGCACACAAAAAGUGAAGGCACUUCUCCUUUUGAUCCUGUUAUAGAAGAUGUGGGUGAUAUUGAAGGCCUAGCUCUCUUAGCAGGCAGUUCAUCAAAUGAUGAUGAAAGUGAUAUACAGCAAGUUCCAUUUCUACAAUCUCCUAGAGAGGAUGUGGGUGAUAUUGAAGGCCUAGCUCUCUUAGCAGGCAGUUCAUCAAAUGAUGAUGAAAGUGAUAUACAGCAAGUUCCAUUUCUACAAUCUCCUAGAGAGGAUGCUGAGCAUCCAAAUGGUAUUUUUCAGGAGCCUUCAGGGACGAAAACUGUGGUGGAGAACAGUGAUACAUCAAAGCUAGCCUUGAAAACGUUUGGGCAAGGUUUGCUCGCCAUUCUGCAGUCUAUGGAUCAGACUCAGCAUGAAACAAUGUUGAAGGUGGCAGAAAACACUUUUGAUGCUAUGCGCCAUCUCUCAAUUGACUAUGCAUCUUUUUCCAAGGCUGUGAGGGAAUACAUUCAAUGCAAAUCAAAACUGGCUGGUAUUGAGGAGUCCAUGGGCGAAAACUUUUAUCGAGAAGAAUUCCUUGGCAAUUACAAUGAUAAGAAAACCCAGUUUGACAACAUCUCUCAGCGCCAUGUGGAGGCAGUAUCUGCUUAUGAAGCUUCCGAAAACCACCUCCAAGCACUUCGCGUAGAAGUUUCACGUGUCAAAAACAUGCUUCUUGAACUGGAGAAACAAUUGUCUUUCUGUGAGGCGGAGACUUUGAGGUGCAAGUCUUGUGUUACUGAAAUUUCUAACCAGAAGUCAGAAUCAGAGAGAAGCUUGGAUGCUGCAUGUGAGAAAAUGGAACAAGCUUUGGCACUUGAAGACGAGAGGGAUUCAAUGGUAGAUGCAGCAAAUGCAGCAUUAGAGAAUGCAAGGGUUCAGCUUCUUCAGUGACACCACGACACUUUCGAUUUGUUUCUGAAGUAUCAAACAAUCUAAGUAAGUUACAUUCCUCUAAACUUGGGAAUGAGAAUAACUUGAGUUAUUUGACAAACCAGCAAAUCACGCUAGUUUAAUAAAAAAAAUUAAAAUAAAUAAAUUACAAAGCUAAUUUUUCAAUUAUUUUAAUAUUAAAAAUAAAAAAACAAUUUUUUUUUUAAAAAAUCAUAUUAAAAUAAAAAAAAGGAAAGAAACCUAUUUUUCAAGUAAAAACAAAAAAAUUAAUGUGGAAACUAGCAAUCCAUCCAGUUUUGUGAAGAAAGCUGUAAUAAUUCCCGCAUGCUUUAGUAGUCUUUGUUAUAAUAAUAUAAUAAUAUUUUAAACACCUUUGUAUUACUUGAAUAUAAUUGGACAAAAAAGAAAAAGAAAAAAAGUCCGGCAUCUCUACGAACCACGGUUACCAAGUCAAGAAGAAACAGCGCAGAAAGUUCAUUUAAGGUAUUCCGAGGAAAACUAAUAUAAAGGACAACAAACCUGGCUUUUCCAGAAAUUAUGUAUUUUUCCAUUCAAAGUUAGCCUUUACGUGGCUUUAUUCAAGCCUGCCACGUAAGGAAAGAAGGAAGGAAAGCACGAAAGUUUUACCGCCCUUCUCUAUUUCCACACCCUUUAUUUUGUUUUUUAUUUCUUAAAAAAAUACGGUGUAUAAAAAACUAAGCAAACAUGUCUUUUAGUCUAGUUUUUCUAGUAAAAAUAAAGGCCUUGCUUGAUUUGUUUAGAACAAAUAAAAUAAAUGAACAUAAUUAAAUUAGGUGAAUCAAACAAGAUUAUUACAGAAUUUUAAAAACAAUAGUUUAAUGUUUUCUGAUUUUGUAGAGAAUUAUAGAAUUAGUAUAUAUGUUUUCCGUUUCUUUUAAUUUUUUUCUAUAAAAUUAUAAAAUCUUCCACGAGUGAACAUUAGAUGUUCUUGCCUGUUCUCACAAAUUUUGGAUUUUGUUUGAUAUUCAAUGGAUGUUGUAAUUCUUUCAUGUUUGAAAUAUAAUCUAGGUUUAUGAAUAAUUUGCAAUCGCUAUUGAAAUCCUUCAAACUGAAUAGAUCAAACCAGGUUUAUAUCUUACCACACUGAGGAUUAUAUUAAUUUUUUUUAUCAUGAGAAAUAAUUUUUUAAAAAAAAUGAACAUAAAAAAGAGAGCCAAGGUGCACCCGUCUAUGACAUUUUAAAAAAAUAAAAAAGAAUAUAUUAAUAUAUUUCUAAAUUUUCUCGAGAAAACCUAAGAAAGUUCCCGGCCACGGCCGGGCAUCACCUGUGGAGAAUAAAGCUGUUUUUCUAAUGCUUUCCAAUAAUUGAUUGUAGCUGUAAACUCUUGGUCUUUGGGCGAGAUGGUCAAAGUUAAAACACAGUUAUUAGUUUUUACUUGUGUGUUUCUCCAUACUUUUGCCUGUGUUUGUAAUGCUUGUCUUGAUCUAAGUAAAGUGGUUUGAUUUUGAUACAGAACCAUGUAGCUUGUAAAUUUUUCCAGUGGACAGAUUCUGAAGGGAAUAUCACGCCGAAUAAGCUGUAUAUGACACUGAUGGUGGCAGCAUAUGGGCUGCAACAUUUUAUCAAUAGUUGGUGUAACUUGUUUGACAAUACCUACCUACCAUUAUAAUCUUUUCACAAUGAUAUCCCUUCUUUUCUACAGAUGCUGUGUCAUAUUAAUAACAACGUCCCAACAGUUCUGAUAUUGAGUUGGAGUCAACAAUGGUGGAGAGUGUAGAAAAUUAUCCUAAUUCAUCCAUGGAUUCAGCUAUCAGAAAAGAAAAGAUGAGGUCCUUGUUAGGGACCUGGUCAUGCAGGAAUCCGAGUCUUGCGAUCUUGUGGCUGGACAGCACUUCAAGGCCCCCCACCAAUACCAAGGCCUGAGAUUCCCUGCCAAGAACCAGAGUUCUCUUUGCAAAUUUCUGCUGCAAGGCACACAAAAGUGCUAUCUGACAAUAAUAUAGACCCCAACCUGGCAACCUGGCACAGCAGCUUCUGGUGAAGUGCAACAUGGCGGGGUCUUUCAGUUGCAAAUAAAAUGCGGCUGAACACCGUAACUCGUGCCGCAUGCUUGGUUAAUAUAUAUGCACUGUUAUUUUCCUGAUCAAACUGCUCUUCUUUUUAUUUGUGUUGUUUUGGGUCCGACCAACCCGAUUAUGUUUAGGUGUUGUCGUUUUGUUUUGUCUGAUUUUUCAAGUUAGUUAUGAUGCAUGCGUGUGAUGGGAAAAAUAAUCAUGUCCUUACUGUUAUCGAAUUGGUUGUAUUUUCUUUACAAAAAGUUUGUGCUUAACAACAUUAUGUUAUGGCUUGUGGGGCAAUUUUCCA
Molecule: messenger RNA, 6179 nt
Organism: Populus nigra (black poplar)
Lineage: Eukaryota; Viridiplantae; Streptophyta; Magnoliopsida; Malpighiales; Salicaceae
Exons: 9
Coding region: 116-3853 (1245 amino acids)
Molecular function (GO): zinc ion binding; nucleic acid binding
Source: RefSeq, a predicted model, not a curated record